UACCAACAAACCAUUAACCUAACACCACAACUCUAUCUCUGCAUUCAACGAAACAUAUCUCUAUCACAAUGUCUGACAGCACCUUCCACACCACCAUUCAGGACAUUCGCAAGCCAGAGUCUCACGCUUCCCAUGCUGCUAAGGGCAACACUCCUAAGGAUUCUAAUGUCUCCGCAAUGAAGUCCAUUAUCGACCAGAACACAGACAAGCAAGCCGACAUCGAAAAGACCAAGGCCAACCUGCCAUUACCAGACCAGCCCCCUGUCGCUAGUGACUGGAAUUCCGCCGAUCAGCGAGCUGUCAAUGUUGGUUCCGGCGGUAUCGAAGGACCCAUCUCAGGCGAGAACAACUCUGCUCUCCGAGGUCCAGCCACAGCCUCAAGCAGUGCUCGCGAGGUCGGAGAGGAGACGCACAGGAACACACAGCCAACUAGCAAUGUUGGUCGGGGAGACCUCCCUGCCGAUGCUCAGGCUCGGUAACCCAUGAUUCUCAUUGUUUGCAGCAUAGCGAUGUGAUACGAACAAAACGAAGACAUAAUGAUGAUUUCUCCAUGAUCUCCU
Molecule: messenger RNA, 560 nt
Organism: Aspergillus nidulans FGSC A4
Lineage: Eukaryota; Fungi; Ascomycota; Eurotiomycetes; Eurotiales; Aspergillaceae
Exons: 2
Coding region: 69-479 (136 amino acids)
Source: RefSeq, a predicted model, not a curated record